Molecule: messenger RNA, 420 nt
Organism: Trypanosoma grayi
Lineage: Eukaryota; Euglenozoa; Kinetoplastea; Trypanosomatida; Trypanosomatidae
Exons: 1
Coding region: 1-420 (139 amino acids)
Source: RefSeq, a predicted model, not a curated record
AUGCCCACCUUUAGCGACCCCACAAUGUCGCCUAGUUCGACGCCUAGCGGUGUGAUGCCUCUGGACGCCGAUGUGAAGAGACUCGAAGUGUCCGCCGCGGGUCUGGCGCGUGAGUUCGGAGAACUUGUGGCGUCGUACGAGAGCUGCGCGGCCAAGGCCGGGAGCGCAACAGUGGAGAACAGCGCAGCUUUAUUGCAAGGCGUGAUCUAUCUUGAGGAGCAGCUGCGCGGGGCAAUGACAUCUUUAAACGACUUGCUGAAGGGCAUGACUGCAAUGGCCGCCGCAGUCGAGGGCCUGGAGGGUCUCCUCAACGACAUACGAAAAGUCGCGCAGGACGUCACGUAUGUCGAGGAAGCGUUGCUGGCUGCAGAAGAAGGGGCACGGCAACUCUCUGAAAGGAGGAAGGACAACAACGACUAA